UUCACCCGGUCGAGCCACGGAACUCGUUCAGAAUUCCCCCCAAAUUUUUGUGAUUAAGGUUUAUAUCAAUCGGGGUUCUUGGGUGUUGGUGGCAACCGACAUAUGCAAUGGAGGUCACAAACGGAUUGGAGCAGACGUUUCAGGACGGAAAAAUUUACCGCCAUGUCAAUGCCCUCAUCGUCGCACAUCUCCGUGACACAAAUUUUAAUCAGGCAGCAAGUGCUGUUGCAUCAGCCACAAUGACGCCUCUAAAUGUCGAAUUUCCUCCUAACAAGCUCCUUGAGUUGGUGGCCAAGGGUCUUGCAGUGGAAAAGGAUGAGAUGUUAAGAGGGGUAUCUUCAACUACAUUAUUUGAUUCAAGCAUACCUUCAGCAUAUGGCUCAGUGCCUGCUCCGCGAGUUGUUUCUUUGGAUUUCAGGUGUGAUAUUCUGUCAUAGUUUUAUUGCUGAACUUGAUGAUGU
Messenger RNA from Salvia splendens (bonfire salvia), 461 nucleotides. RefSeq names its product cleavage stimulation factor subunit 50-like. The coding region runs from base 108 to 437 and encodes 109 amino acids. Gene Ontology annotation, molecular function: RNA binding. Gene Ontology annotation, biological process: mRNA 3'-end processing. The record is from RefSeq and is a predicted model, not a curated record. Gene Ontology annotation, cellular component: mRNA cleavage stimulating factor complex. The transcript has 3 exons. NCBI's taxonomy places the organism in Eukaryota, Viridiplantae, Streptophyta, Magnoliopsida, Lamiales, Lamiaceae.